Messenger RNA from Papilio xuthus (Asian swallowtail), 1500 nucleotides. RefSeq names its product proclotting enzyme-like. The transcript is spliced from 7 exons. Lineage: Eukaryota; Metazoa; Arthropoda; Insecta; Lepidoptera; Papilionidae. The record is from RefSeq and is a predicted model, not a curated record. Gene Ontology annotation, biological process: proteolysis. Gene Ontology annotation, molecular function: serine-type endopeptidase activity. The coding region runs from base 19 to 1500 and encodes 493 amino acids.
GCAGACGAAGUUGCGAGUAUGAUUGAAAAUUUCACAUGUAAUUUUGCUUAUAAAAUUAAUAAUUUAAUUUUAAAUGAACCAUCUCAAUCACAUGUUAUUGCAAGAAGGAAUCAAAACCAUUAUAAUAGCAAGAAACGUAUUCCAAAUCUUAAAAUUUGGGUCGUUCCCAAUAUGACAGAUGACAUUGAAAACAUGAAUACUAGAAGACUAUUCCAAGGUCGAAAGAUUUCUGCACGCAAGUUUCCGUUCAUAGCAAGCGUGCAUGUGAACAACGAGUUUGUCUGCGGUGGUUCCAUUAUCGCAAGAUGUGUCGUCAUCACUGCUGCGACAUGUUUAGAAAAUGAUCACGAUCUCUCCUCAAAGCCUCAACAUGUGUUCAUCAGAGUAGGCAGUGAUUUCGCAAAUCGAGGUGGUAAGAAGUAUCAAGUUGUAGCAGUGCAUAUACAUCCAGAAUACGAUCCAACGAACCUGGUAAAUAAUUUAGCAAUCCUCAAACUAGACUGUGAUAUGGAAAAUGACGAAAAACAAACGAAAAUGACAAAGAUAAGACGCGUAGAAUAUGACACAUUGCCUGAACAGAUUCCUAUAAAUGUUGAUGAAGUUACAGCACUUGGUUGGGGAGCUAAACAUAUAGAUGAUGAUAAUUUUAUAUCAGAGCGUCUGUCCUUCUCGCAUCUAAACAUGUAUCAUAUCAAAGAUUGUCAGAGUUUGUACACGGAAAAAUAUGUCACACUGAAAAAUUUUUGUGCCGGAUUUAUAUCAAAAGGCGGAGGAGCAUGCAAUAGAGACGUUGGCGGUCCUGGCAUUCUCGAUGGCCUGCUAAUGGGCGUCAUUAGCUUUGGUUCGCCUGUUUGUGGCAUUCCUGACGCACCCACUGUCUUCACAAAACUUGGAUAUUAUACAAAAUGGAUAGAAUCGAUUCUUGAAGAGGAUCAACUGUUAGAUGAUGAUGAAGAUGUAGAAAAAGCUAAUCAAAUAUUAGCCCUCAUUCAAACUUAUUAUAAAGAGGAUAGAAAAGAUUUAAAUAAGCGUGUUCCGACAGAAAGAACACAAAUAAAUGAUAACACUGAUGAGGACGACGAAGAUACAAAUAUUAUUAAUACUGUUGUACAAUUAACGUCUCAUAUAGAAGUUCCGAAUUUCAUAAAAGAUCUAUACCGUAGUCUUCCAACGAAAUUAAUAAAUCUCUUUGCCAAAAAUCUUGAUCAAGACUUAGGUAUAUCAAACGAUGAUAUACAAACAAAAGAAAGAGCAAAAACUAAUGUAGAGUCUAAAGAGAAUUUAGAUUUGAUAUUCUUACCCGAUACAACUGAUAUACCAAAAAAAUAUCAAAAGCUUUCGAAGAUGCGUAUUAAUCAGUCGCAAGGAAAUGUGAAAACAACGAAGAAACCAAAUAGCUUUGGUAAAAAAGAAUCGCAUCAAGACGUUUCGCGCAAUUAUGAAAGUGACUCAGAUAUAAAUUAUAAUAUAGAGAUUGGUAUGAGUAUCGCAAAUAAGUAG